CAAUGGAGGUUGAGUAUUUCCAAUGAAGCAGCAGAACCACCUUUCUUGGGAGUCUCACCUGGUACGUAGAUCUUGAUGUUAAACACCAAUUGAUAUCGUAAUACCCAUAUGGCCAAAUCUUUAUGUAUUUGACACCCGAAAAUGUGAAACAUAAAUUCAAAAUUAUUACACAAAAUUCGGCCCCAAUUUCCACCAACACGGAUCCACCCCGGCCGCGCUUCCGGCCCCGCCAAAAAGGAAACUUCUCAAACAACACCUUCCUCCCCCUGCCCUGCCUCUCCUUAACCAUCAAUGUACGAGAUCCGCACCGCCGGCCUCAAAGGGCUUGGUGUCUUCUCCAAAGCAUUCCUCCCGCGAGGAACACGAAUAUUUUCCGAAGCGCCUCUCCUCGCAAUCCGGUCUGGUCAAACUGCAGGGGACAUCUAUUCCGCGUCCCGAUUUCUUUCGCCGGAAGAUAAGGGGAGCCUUUUGGGGUUGUCGACGCAUGUUACCAACGAAUUGAAGAUUAUGAGAUGGAGUCAAGCUGCUUGGUAUACUUUAACUAAUACGGUUUCCGAGAUAUUUGGGAGGAAAGGGAGGGGAGUAAUAGGAUGGCCGAAUCCUAAAGAGCACGUGACAGUUCUGAACAUUUUCAGAAACAACGCUUUCAAUCUGGGCGCCAGCUCCUUAUUCCAGCAAGCUGUCUUCCCGAGAAUCUCGAGGAUAAACCAUUCCUGUGUCCCAAACGCGCAGGGGAAUUUCCACGACGAGAUGGGGCGGUUUAAUGUUCAUGCGACGAGGGAUAUUGAAGGGGGUGAGGAGGUGACGUUGAACUAUUUGCAGGAGUUGGGGACGGCGAGGGAGUCGAGGCAGGAGAGGUUGUGGGGUGGGUAUGGGUUCGCCUGCGAGUGUCCAGCUUGUGAUUUGAGUUUGGAGAGAGCGAGACAGGGGGAGAAGAGGCGGGUGAAAAUGCAUGAGGAGCUGGCGAAGUAUGUUGAGGGGAUGGCAAGUGGUGCUGUGCUGGUUUUGGAGGCGGAGUUGGAGGCUGUUCAGAGGUUCAUCCGGCUGCUCGAGGGAGAGGGAAUCGCUGGGAGGGAACUGUCGACUUUGUGAGUGACCACCCAAAUCGGAUUGUGAAGUGUCACUUGCUAACCGAAAACGGGUACAGAUAUUUAGAAGCUGCAAAGCUGAACCAGGGUUAUGAAAAAUACGAGGAAGCCUUGCGCUGUGCUGAGAGAGGAUUGGCCAUCGACGGAGAUUGUUUAGGUACAGAUCAUCCGCUGUAUCAGAAUAGCUUGAAGGCCGUCCAUGAUUUGAAAAGACUUCAAUGAUCUCAGAUUCAAUUUACAGAAUAUUUUGCUCCAUGGUUCGCCGUCACCAAUUUUGAGAAGCUCGAGGUUCAGCGGGGGAUCAGAAGACACGAGA
Messenger RNA from Hyaloscypha bicolor E, 1404 nucleotides. RefSeq names its product SET domain-containing protein. Gene Ontology annotation, molecular function: protein binding. Bases 292 to 1092 code for a protein of 266 amino acids. The record is from RefSeq and is a predicted model, not a curated record. Lineage: Eukaryota; Fungi; Ascomycota; Leotiomycetes; Helotiales; Hyaloscyphaceae. The transcript has a single exon.